Asterias rubens (European starfish) is the source of this 768-nucleotide messenger RNA. Its product is annotated as protein TsetseEP-like. Bases 1 to 768 code for a protein of 255 amino acids. The record is from RefSeq and is a predicted model, not a curated record. The transcript has 3 exons. NCBI's taxonomy places the organism in Eukaryota, Metazoa, Echinodermata, Asteroidea, Forcipulatida, Asteriidae.
AUGACUUCAUUACACAGGAAAACAAAUGUCCUAGCCAAACUUCACAUUCAUGUCAACUUUGAGACUAAAAUAAAGCAACGGCUGGAGGCAAAGCCUGCAGAGCCCAAGCCAGAGCCCAAGCCAGAGCCCAAUCCAGAGACCAAGCCUGCAGAGCCCAAGCCAGAGUCCAAUCCAGAGACCAAGCUGGAGGCAAAGCCUGCAGAGCCCAAGCCAGAGUCCAAUCCAGAGACCAAGCUGGAGGCAAAGCCUGCAGAGCCCAAGCCAGAGUCCAAUCCAGAGACCAAGCUGGAGGCAAAGCCUGCAGAGCCCAAGCCAGAGUCCAAUCCAGAGACCAAGCUGGAGGCAAAGCCUGCAGAGCCCAAGCCAGAGCCCAAUCCAGAGACCAAGCUGGAGGCAAAGCCUGCAGAGCCCAAGCCAGAGCCCAAUCCAGAGACCAAGCUGGAGGCAAAGCCUGCAGAGCCCAAGCCAGAGCCCAAUCCAGAGACCAAGCUGGAGGCAAAGCCUGCAGAGCCCAAGCCAGAGUCCAGUCCAGAGACCAAGCUGGAGGCAAAGCCUGCAGAGCCCAAGCCAGAGCCCAAGCCAGAGCCUAAUCCAGAGACCAAGCUGGAGGCAAAGCCUGCAGAGCCCAAGCCAGAGCCCAAUCCACAGACCAAGCUGGAGGCAAAGCCUGCAGAGCCCAAGCCAGAGUCCAAUCCAGAGACCAAGCUGGAGGCAAAGCCUGCAGAGCCCAAGCCAGAGCCCAAUCCAGAGACCAAGCUGGAGGUAUGA